ACUCCAGCCAGUACUACCGGAUCAUCCGUGGAACGUUAUUCGUUGGAUCUCGACUGUGGUACGUUGUGUCGUGUGUUGUAUAUUGCUCGGUUUAUAUAUAUACAUAUAUACUAAAUCAUAUAUCAUCUCUAACAAUACAUAAAUAAUUUUCACCGGUAACACCGGUGAUAAUGUACAUUGUCAAUGUGACUUUUAAUCUCCGUGAAUUGUUUGUUGAUUGAAUUGAAGUUUCAAUUAAAUAUCUAACGUAUAUAUUAUCAAUACCGAUAGUAAUAUAAUAAUAUUUUCCACUCCACAAUAAUAAAUAUAAAUUACAGUGCGCAUAUUGGAAAAUUCCAUUACAAAGACUUUUAUUUAAAGGGUGAUAAUAAUUUAUACCGUGUCUUCAAUUCGUGAAAUAAUUUUUAAACUCAGGUUUAUAAUAAUAAUAAUUAUUGGUAUGGUGUUUAUUGGCAAUAAUAGCUGUCUUGUUGCUCUCGAGUGGAGAUCAGAGCCCGUGAAGGCGACUUGGGGAUUCAGACGCCGAUAUGAGGCGUAUUAGUGUUGGCGGUAUGAGCCGGCCGUCGAAAGCCGUGACCCAGGUAAAGAAGGUGGCACCACCGGCCGUGCCCGAUGUCUUCCGACACUCAGGUUCGUCCUUUGGAUCGGCAGGAUACGCCAGCAGCGAGGACGGAGGCUUCCUGUCGAGUGGCGGGGGUGUUCCUGGUGACGACGGGUCCUAUGGAAUGCCAGCGGGAAAGAGCCCGGGUCCCAUUUACACGCAUCCUGGAUUCGCAUUCCCACCAGUCGUUGGCAAAUAUGCCCACGCUGAGGAUCAAGGUAUCGACAUGACACAAAGCCCAGGACGUGACAGCCCAGGCAGCUCAGGCUCAGGAUCCGGGUCGAGACACUCAACCGCGUCAUUGGACUCAGGACGGGCCUCAGGCUACCACUUGGGCCCUCGAGGACUCGGCUCCGGAGGCGCUCUCACCUCCUCGCCGAGGUGUUCCAUUAGCUCGCUGGGAAGUCAUCCCGACCGGCCCUCGGAUCUUGAUGUCCACGCCUGGCUCACCGAGCUCCAGUUCGAGGAGUACUUUCAGCUCUUCUCUUCCGCAGGGUAUGAUCUUGCGACCAUAACGCGCAUGACCCCCGAGGACCUCACAGCUAUAGGUAUUAAGAAACCAAAUCAUAGAAAGCGUCUAAAGGCGGAGAUCGACAAUCUGAACGUGGGCGACGGCCUGCCAGAGCACAUACCCGGCUCAUUAGAGGAAUGGUUACGACUACUGCGACUGGAGGAGUACUUGGGAGCGUUGCACCAGCAAGGCAUGAGAUCCGUCGAGGACGUCACGACUCUAACUUGGGAGGAUCUCGAGGACAUUGGUAUCGUCAGACUGGGUCACCAGAAGAAGCUGUUGCUGGCAAUUAAGCGAGUUAAGGACAUACGAGCAGGCAAGAGGAUCCAGCCGCUGGAUUUAGCAAGACUUCCUCCGCAUCCUGGACACACUCAGGACGUAGUUAUCCAGCGAGGAGGCUCGGAUCUUCCGUCGCCGGACGAGGACUGCUCGUCUCCGGUCCUGAGGUCUUUCCAGCGGAACGAGUCCUCGCCCUGGAGGAGCAUGUACGCGGCUUUGCCUGCUGGAGUAGAUUACGCGACAGUGGGUCGCGGACCGAGAGGAAAAUCACUGGAGAGUCUCGAGGACGCUCCGCUGACUUAUCCGCCCUCACCGGCGCCGUCAUCGCACGCGGACACGAUAAAUUGGCGGCCGAGGUGCUUCGAAGACGGGGACGUCACGCCGACCAACGAAGUCUAUGAUAAGUCGAUGAUCGAAGCCGGUGGCAACACUCUUCCUAGACCCAGACACUGUCUCGUGCGUCCGAGACCCGUCGCCAAGCUGUUGGACCAGGUCACCGCAACGCCAGGACAGUUCAAAUCUCUUCCGCGAGACUUUGACAACAAGUACCAGCUGACAUACGGGCUGGAGAGCAGCCCACAUUUGUCGAAACGCCGGCCACCUUCUCCUCCUCGCCGUCAGAGCUCCAGAGAUUUGGGGAAUAAUGGAAACGGCGAUGUUGUUAUCGAUUGCAGUGGCCCGGUGCCUACCACCUGCGAGGAACAUCAUCUUCAUCAUCAUCAUUUGCAUCAUCAACAACCUCCUCCUCCCGCGCCCAGUGGAGCGCCUUCUACUCCACAAAUGCACCGGCCAUCUUCUUCCAUGUCACGCUCUUGGGGUAGUGUAAGUACUAAUGUCAAUGACGAACAUGAACUCAUCGCAUCACUCGCUCUUCAGCAUCGCAACGGAUCUGACGCUAGUUUUAAGUCAAGUUCGAGUACAGAAUCUGAUUCUCUACCAUUUGCGAAUGAGAACGCGGGUACAAUAAAACAACGUGUAGCGAGAGUUCAGGAGUACGGGCAAAACUCGCCGAAUUUAAGCGGUCACAUAAUGGGACACCACCAGCAGCAUCACUCUCACCACCACCAUCCGCAGCACCACCAUCACGUAGUUGGAAAUGAAUCCGGGCGAGAUGAGCCCGCAGACGUAUUAAAUGACAUCGGUAACAUGCUGGCCAACCUGACAGAUGAGCUGGACGCGAUGCUCGAGGAGGAAAAACGGCAAGGGCUCAAUUCAUAAUCUCCUCAU
Molecule: messenger RNA, 2618 nt
Organism: Cotesia glomerata
Lineage: Eukaryota; Metazoa; Arthropoda; Insecta; Hymenoptera; Braconidae
Gene: ckn
Product: caskin-2
Exons: 6
Coding region: 528-2609 (693 amino acids)
Biological process (GO): cell surface receptor protein tyrosine phosphatase signaling pathway; axonogenesis
Cellular component (GO): axon; focal adhesion
Molecular function (GO): signaling adaptor activity; protein phosphatase binding
Source: RefSeq, a predicted model, not a curated record